Doryrhamphus excisus (bluestripe pipefish) is the source of this 5291-nucleotide messenger RNA. Lineage: Eukaryota; Metazoa; Chordata; Actinopteri; Syngnathiformes; Syngnathidae. The record is from RefSeq and is a predicted model, not a curated record.
ACCGGUUGAGGUUGAGGAGGGGGGUCGUAUAUUAGUAAGUGAAGCGCACACACAUCUAGCUGGCAAAAGGUUAGCCGACUUGCUAGCCCGACACUUGGGGCUUCGCUGUCCGCGGUAUCGAACACGGUUCCGGUGUGUGACGAGGGACAUGGCUUCAUUUUGAGAAAUAACAUCCUCAGGUCGCCGUCGGGAGUCUUUGUCAAGGAAACGUGCACACGCUUUGGCUCCAAGCGCCCUUUGGCACUCCCCGCACAUGCUCUGCAGGCACGCACACGCAAAUGUUGCACAAUCUGAAAGCUCCAAACACCCUCGCGGCCACUGCAAACACAGUUACCGAAUAAGUCCAACCCUCACCUUCAAAACACACACAUAUCCGCCCUCCAAUUAUCCAUAUUUUUUUUUUUUGGAGCUGGAGCUUCAUUUUCAUUUAGCACAAGUCACACCGAGGAUUUCAUCUGCAUCAUUUUUGCUGAAUAAACCUGCAAAAAUCAUAAUGGACGGAAUCAGUUUUUUACCACCAUCAGGCAGUUGCAGGGAGAUAAUAACAUUUUAACUGGACAAAGUUAAAUAGACAAGCGGUAAUGGAAGCACUGGCGGCUUCAGAGAAGAAGCCAAUAAAGGACGCAAACAAUGGCAAAAGUGAGAGAGAGCAUGCGGAGGAAGCGGCGGACGAGGACGCCACGCGUACGCGGAUCCCCUUGCACCGCUGGGUGAUGCACGGAGCGGUGAUGUUUGGCCGGGAGUUCUGCUACGCCAUGGAGACUGCCUUGGUCACACCGGUGCUUCUCCAGAUAGGCCUUCCCGAGCAGUAUUACAGUCUAACGUGGUUCCUCAGUCCCGUCCUGGGUCUCUUCUUCACACCUGUGAUGGGCUCAGCCAGCGACCGCUGUACACUGCGUUGGGGCCGCAGGAGGCCGUUUAUACUCGCGUUGUGUGUUGGCGUCCUGCUGGGUAUGGCGUUGUUUUUAAAUGGAUCCUUGAUAGGCCUUUCCAUCGGUGACCGUGCGGGAAGCCAGCCAAUAGGGAUCGUUCUCACUGUUUUAGGAGUGGUGGUGCUGGACUUUUGCGCUGAUGCCUGUGAUGGACCCAUCAGAGCUUAUCUUCUGGAUGUGGCUGACGCAGAGGAGCAAGAUAUGGCGCUAAAUAUCCAUGCCUUUUCUGCAGGUCUCGGCGGCGCUAUUGGCUACAUGCUCGGCGGUCUGGACUGGACCGGAACAGCUCUGGGUCAAGCGUUUAAGUCACAGCAGCAAGUGCUCUUCCUUUUUGCCGCCAUCAUCUUCAUCACCUCCGUCAUAUUGCACAUGUUUAGCAUUCCCGAGAGGCGCUUUGCGCCAUCGCUGCAGCGUAAAGCCACAAGGAGAAGGGAAUCGAACAGCCAAUCGUCCUCCAGGCCUGUUAGCCACACGCCACCUCUUCUGGACAUAAUCACAGAGGAGGACGCCUCUUGCAGAGAGGACGACCAAUCAGAUCCCGAGCCCAGGGAAAUGGACUUCCUGGUUAUGGAGCGAGUGCGUAGCAAAAGUGAUUCGGUUCUAGCCAUGCCAGACACGACAAUCAAGCUGGAUCCUGAUCUGGACCCGACGCUCCAGCUCUUCUUUCCAGAGGUGCACCAUGUGUUACCCGAAAUCCAGGAGGGUCCGCAAGAUUCUUUUAAACCUUCAGACGGCGGUAUCGGUAAUAACACACCCAGAAUUCCAGACGGGAUGGCGGUUGUGCAUUCCGGAGAUUCAGCCUUUUCCGAACUCAACGGUCACACAAAUAGUCCAUCCUCUCCGGGCUCAAACGUGAAACCAAAGACCAAGCUGUCUAACGGCCUCAAUGCAGGCACGGAGCGCUGCAAUUCAAACAAAAGCCACGCCUCCAAUAAACCCGGCACCCGCCUCCUCAGCGCCUCCACGUCACCGCGGCCGCACAAGCACACUUUCUACCGACAACCGUCUUUCACGUUCUCGUAUUACGGACGAGUGGGAUCGCAUCGGCACAGACUGCGACGGGCAACCGCCUCGAGCCCUCAGCCCAUCACCACGUCCCGCAGUCUGAACGAUCUGAGCGAUCUGCAGCGGCGAGGAGACAGGAGGGACUUUCAGCUUUCCACCAGCAGUAUGUCCUCGGAGGCCUCCAGCAGCGACAGCCAGUCCGACAAGGGAACCACUGUACGGCUGCUAUGGCUCUCCAUGUUGAAGAUGCCAAAGCAGCUGUGGAGGCUGUGUGUGUGUCACUUGGUCACAUGGUUCUCCUACAUCGCCGAAGCCGUCUUCUACACCGAUUUCAUGGGGCAAGUCAUCUACCAUGGAGACCCCCAGGCGCCAGUCAACUCCACAGAGUUCCAGAAUUACAACAGCGGAGUCCAGAUGGGGUGCUGGGGACUCGUGGUCUAUGCUGCAACUGCUGCCGUCAGCUCAGCCAUCCUUCAGAAAUACCUGGAUAACUUUGACCUGAGCAUCAAAGUCAUCUACAUCGUCGGCACCCUGGGCUUCUCUAUAGGAACCGCCGUCAUGGCCAUUUUCCCGAAUGUCUACGUUGCCAUGGUGAUGAUCAGCAGCAUGGGCGUCAGCUCCAUGAGCAUGUCUUACUGUCCGUAUGCUUUACUCGGACAGUACCAUGAGAUCAAAGAGUACAUCCAUCACAGUCCGGCCAAUACGAGAAGAGGGUUCGGGAUUGAUUGCGCCAUCUUAACAUGCCAGGUCUACAUAAGCCAGAUUCUGGUGGCGUCAGCAUUGGGCGCCGUCAUCAAGGCCGUGGGCACCGUGCGGGUCAUUCCCAUGGUGGCCUCCGGCAGCUCUUUCCUCGCUUUCCUGGUUGCCUGUUUCCUCGUCAUUUACCCCGACGAGGAGCCCGAGAAGGACCGGGACUCGGACCGCUUGUCCGUCGAGGCGGACCAGAAAGGAGGGAAAAUGGCUGACAGAUUGUGUCUGCAGAAGCCGAAAGACGGAGACGGUGUGAAGAACAGGAAAAGCGUGAACAACGAGCAGAUGUUGUAGAGAUCACGGGAAAAACGUGGAUGGAUUUGCACGGAUAUGUCGCGUGUUCCGCUUGCGUCAUCUCUACCUCAGCCCAAGGAGUUCUAACGUGGGCUCCGUUGGAACACGGCUGAUAGAAGGUUUGGGCAGAAACCGGCUAAGGGGAAGCACGGAUAGCACUUUGUGUCUCAUUUCUCACCCUGACGAUGCUGCAGUAUUACACAAUGCCUUCUAACCGCUCCAUUGGACAAUCACUUUGGCUUCCUCUAAUCAACCUAAUCUUAGUUUAUCACUCUUUAUUGCUCUCUGCUUCUACCAUAUCUUACUUAUUGUGUGGAAAUAUGGGCUCAUAACUAUAAAAGCAAUCUUCACUCGCUAAAUGUACUGCAAAAAAAGGUCAGUAAGGAUAAUUCAUAAUGCCGCCUACAGAGAACAUACUAAGUACUUAUUUCUAAAAUCACAAAUACUUCAUCUUCAAACAGCUAAAAUAACGCAUAAGGCUAAAAAUAACCAAUUAGCUAAAAAUGUCAUCCAAUAUUUCUCUACAAGAGAGGAGAAAUAUGAUCUCAGGGAAGAAGUACAUUUGAAACACUUUUAUGCUAGGACUACGUUAAAAAGCCAUAGCAUUUCAGUAUGUGGAAUCAAACUAUGGAAUGGAUUGAGUAAGGAAAUCAAACAAUGCACAACGAUGAGCCAAUUCAAGAAACAAUACAAGCAGUUGAUGUUUGCUAAAUACAAGGAUGAAGAGUCUUGAACCAGUCAUGAUGUGCUAUAUAUAUCACUAUAUUGACACGCACUAUGGUACACAUUAUGUCAUUGGAUGCUCAUAUCACCUCGUACUUCGGUACGUGACAUAAAUAAAAUAAAACAAAAAUAAAACAAAAAUUAAAAUAAAAUAAAUGACUUAAAUUAUAUUAGGAAAGCAGGAAGUGAACAAAUGUAACAGUUACUGAUUGUAAAAGUACCAGAUGGAGGGGUAGGAUUUAAUAAAAAUAAACUAAAAUAAAACUAAAAUAAUUAAAACAAAAUAAAAUCACUAAAAUUAUAUUAGGAAAGCAGGAAGUGAACAAAUGUAACAGUUACUGAUUGUAAAAGUUCCAGAUGGAGGGGUAGGAUUUAAUAAAAAUAACUUAAAAUAAAACUAAAAUAAUUAAAACAAAAUAAAAUCACUAAAAUUAUAUUAGGAAAGCAGGAAGUGAACAAAUGUAACAGUUACUGAUUGUAAAAGUACCAGAUGGAGGGGUAGGAUUUAAUAAAAAUAAAACUAAAAUAAAUCACUAAAACAAAAUAAAAUAAAUCACUUAAAUUAUAUUAGGAAAGCAGGAAGUGAACAAAUGUAACAGUUACUAGUUGUAAAAGUACCAGAUGGAGGGGUAGGAUUUAAUAAAAAAUAAAACUAAAAUAAAUCAUUAAAACAAAAUAAAAUAAAUCACUUAAACUAUAUUAGGAAAGCAGGAAGUGAACAAAUGUAACAGUUACUGAUUGUAAAAGUACCAGAUGGAGGGGUAGGAUUUAAUAAGCUUUGCUUCUUCCUACUCCUUUUGGACAUGUGGAACUGUGAACUGAUUAUGGGAUGGAUUCAAUUGUAAUCUGAUGCAUGUUCAAAUGAAAUAGAACCGUUACCAUUACCAUGACCUCAUGGAAAACAUUUAUUUCCACAGUAGCUUAAUGUGCCAUCGUUUUGUUUUUGUUUUGUUUUAUUGACGUGUGCUAUGUUGCUGAGAAUCUUUCAUGCUAUGACUCCAGCGGCAUUUAACCACAAUGUGAAAUGACACGCUACGCCACUCGUUUCCCGCACAAUCAUUAUAUUCCUCAAGGGACUUUCUUUUACCUCCCAUCGAGAAUUUGAAUCAUAUUUUUCUGCCUUAACAUAAAAAAAAAUCAAUCCCGAGAAAUAUGCAAUAUGGAACGGCCAACCUCUCCUCCUAUGCAGGCUAAUAAGGCCAAACGUUACUGGAAGUGCCUUUGACUUCAGAAGUCAUUGCGGUAGCAUGGUUGGCGUUCAAGUGCUAAUAAUGUGGUUUAAUGCAGCCAUCUUUCCUCCAAUCAAGCGUUCCACUCAGGAUAGAACUCCACUCACUUUUGUUUUUGUGCCACCAAAGCUCCUAAGGUUUCUUCUAACUAGCAGUACUACUGGAGGACACGUCAGCAUCUUGUUGUGUAACUGCUGUAACAGGGUGUUGGUGGUGAAAGAUCAUCGCUAAAACCUGUAUUCUGUUGAUUGGUUUCUUUUUGCUGAUGUACAGAUUUUUAUAUACAUUUUUUUUUUAGUUAAUUAUUAAAAAAAUGCUGAAUUCAGUUAUAGUUGUGGGUCAUUUAUUGACAAAUUGU